AUGCCUUAUCUUGUACGGCUUAGGUGCCCUUGGUCUCGGCCUGUGUUGGACGCAUCCAAUGUUUUAACACUCAAAAUCGAGUCCAACCCAGAUGAUUUCUUGUGGUUGGGAUAUGAGUCGAAGUUGAACGAGGUGCGACGGCAGAUUGCCAGGCUCGUCAACGUGGACAUGGACGAAUGUGUCCUGGUUCCGAACGUAUGCAAUGUAAUCAACACUAUCCUGAGGAACUUCGAGUGGCGAGAAGGGGACGCGAUCGCUUCUGCUUCGAAGUGUUCUUCGCAGCGUCGAGUCGUGGCGAUCGUUGACAGCAUCGUCUCCGGGCCUGGCGCUGCGAUGCCAUGGAGGGAUAUGGUUCGGACGUGCAAAGAGGAAGGGGUGUGGAGCGUGAUCGAUGCGGCGCAUCCACUUGGCCAGGAGGCCGUGGACUUAAAUGCGGUUCAGCCAGACUUUUGGGUGUCGAGCUGCUCCAAAUGGUUAUUCGCCAGACGCGGUUGUGCAGUGCUCUAUGUGCCGAAGAAGUGGUUUCGGGAGUCUUUGGGCGGAGAGGAGAAGAUUAAUGCCUACUGUCGGUCAAUUGCCCUCGCUGGUGGCAAGCGGCUGGCGGGAAAUAUUGGGCACACGCGAGAUGGACCAAUCAUGCGCUUUAUCCAGGUCAGGCUUCUAGAGCUGCACAAAGUCUAUGCUUCGGCAUUCUACCACAACCAUAGGUGGUGGACUCGAGCAAGUGCUCAAGUAUACAAUGAGGUGCGCCAUGGACAGUUGAUUCUAGUUGUCUGA
This is a messenger RNA of Rhodofomes roseus, 777 nucleotides long. Its product is annotated as pyridoxal phosphate-dependent transferase. Bases 1 to 777 code for a protein of 258 amino acids. NCBI's taxonomy places the organism in Eukaryota, Fungi, Basidiomycota, Agaricomycetes, Polyporales, Fomitopsidaceae. The record is from RefSeq and is a predicted model, not a curated record. The transcript has 5 exons.